AUAUCUGUGCCUCACAGUUCUUUUAUCGUCGUCGCUCGUUAUCGUAGAUUGUUUGUUUAUCUCAAUUUACUUAUAUCUACAGGCAGUGAAGUUAAUCGAUGAAACUAUUAAAAAAAGUAAUCAUUGCACCUUGAUUAAAAAGAACAACAUCUUGCUGUCAGUUUACUUGUUUGUCGUUCCGACAAAAGAAACAAUUCGUUAUCAAUUUUAAUAUCCCAAAGCAGCUGUGAAAGUUGAGUGAUAGAAAAGUGUGAUUUUCGUAAAUAGAGAUGGCACCCAAUAUCUCGAGCAAAAAUUCUGAAAUACACGCGGAGAAAGAUUUUCAAAAAGAGGAAUUUUUAAUCAUCACGAAGAGGACGGAUAAUGAAAAUAAUAUACAAAAUCGAAACGCGACACAUAUAAAAUUCGAAGGAUUAUUUAAGUUCAAUACGAAGUUGAAGUGGUUGAAUGUCAUAUCCAUUAUUUUUCUUCAUAUGAGCAUGAUUUAUGCCUGUUUCACUUUUAAAUGGUCCGAAGAUCUCAGGACUAACAUUUGGAUGCUCGUCAUGUGUAUAAUACCAGCGAUCGGUGUUACUGCUGGUGCUCAUCGUCUUUGGACUCAUCAAGCUUAUAAAGCAAAAUGGCCACUCAGAAUUAUACUUUUCAUCUAUUUAGCUGCGGCUGGUCAGAAUAAUCUUUAUGACUGGGUGCGAGAUCAUAGGGUGCAUCAUAAAUACACGGACACAGACGCGGAUCCACAUAAUAGCAACAGAGUUUUUUUCUCCCAUGUCGGUUGGUUGAUGAUGAAGAAACAUCCAGAUGUCAUUCAAAAAGGUCGUCAAAUCGAUAUGAGCGAUAUAUUAGCCGAUCCUAUCACCGCGUUUGGUUGCAAAUAUUUCUCGAUAUUUCAAUUCGUCUUUGCCUUUUUGCUACCGGUAAUAGUGCCUGUUUAUGGAUGGAAUGAAACUUGGUCCAGAGUCUUUACGUCACAGAUUAUACGUUACGUUUUAAGUUUAAAUUGCACAUGGAGUGUUAACAGUGUGGCUCACAUCUGGGGUUCAAAGCCAUACGAUGCAUACAUAAAUCCGACAGAAAACAAAUUCGUCGCCUUUGUAGCGCUCGGUGAAGGCUGGCAUAAUUAUCAUCACGUGUUUCCGUGGGAUUACAAGACGGCCGAAUUAGGAAAUUACACGCUCAACAUGACCACGAUGUUCAUCGAUGCCUUCUCAAAAAUAGGCUGGGCGUAUGAUCUCAAACAACCUUCCAAAGAACUCUUAAGAACCGUCGUAAUGAAGAAAGCAGCAGAUUAUCCAAUGACGAACGAUGAUUAAGCUGAACAUUUAUUAUCAACAGAUUUAUUAUAUUUUUCCAGAAUUAAAAGAAUCAAUGAUUCUAUUAAA
Molecule: messenger RNA, 1379 nt
Organism: Nylanderia fulva
Lineage: Eukaryota; Metazoa; Arthropoda; Insecta; Hymenoptera; Formicidae
Source: RefSeq, a predicted model, not a curated record